This is a messenger RNA of Sinocyclocheilus anshuiensis, 5037 nucleotides long. RefSeq names its product mitogen-activated protein kinase kinase kinase kinase 3-like. The record is from RefSeq and is a predicted model, not a curated record. Gene Ontology annotation, molecular function: MAP kinase kinase kinase kinase activity; ATP binding. NCBI's taxonomy places the organism in Eukaryota, Metazoa, Chordata, Actinopteri, Cypriniformes, Cyprinidae. The coding region runs from base 154 to 2847 and encodes 897 amino acids. Gene Ontology annotation, biological process: protein phosphorylation; intracellular signal transduction. Gene Ontology annotation, cellular component: cytoplasm. The transcript has 33 exons.
CGCAUGCGCACAGGAGGCCAUGUUGUUGUAGUUCGGUGGGACUGGACCGUCAUAUCCCUCUGUUACUGUAUGUCUCUGCGAUAAUCACCCCCUCCCGUUUUUGACAUCAGGGACACGUAAAUAAACCGGAGGGUGCAAACAGUGACUCGCACAAUGAAUUUAAGCCUGGAUCUGUCGCGCAGAAACCCUCAGGAGGACUUUGAGCUGAUCCAGAGGAUCGGGAGCGGAACCUAUGGGGAUGUGUACAAGGCUCGUAAUGUCAACACUGGGGAACUGGCUGCUAUCAAAGUCAUCAAACUAGAGCCAGGAGAGGACUUUGACGUGGUGCAGCAGGAGAUUAUUAUGAUGAAAGAUUGUAAACACUCAAACAUUGUUGCAUAUUUUGGCAGUUACCUCAGGAGAGAUAAAUUAUGGAUCAGCAUGGAAUACUGUGGUGGAGGCUCACUCCAGGAUAUUUACCAUGUUACCGGGCCGUUGUCAGAAUCCCAGAUUGCAUAUGUUUGUCGGGAGACCCUGCAGGGUGUUUACUAUCUCCAUAACAAAGGCAAGAUCCACAGAGAUAUAAAGGGCGCAAAUAUACUGUUGACAGACAAUGGCUACGUUAAGCUAGCUGAUUUUGGAGUUUCAGCUCAGAUAUCAGCCACUUUAGCAAAAAGAAAGUCCUUCAUUGGAACUCCAUAUUGGAUGGCACCUGAGGUGGCAGCAGUUGAGAGGAAAGGUGGCUACAAUCAGCUGUGUGAUAUUUGGGCCGUGGGCAUCACAGCUAUUGAGCUGGCCGAGUUGGAGCCGCCAAUGUUCGACUUGCACCCCAUGAGAGCACUCUUCCUAAUGACCAAGAGCAGUUUCCAACCACCUAAGCUGAAAGACAAAGUGAAGUGGACAAAUAAUUUUCAUCACUUUGUGAAAAUGGCUUUGACCAAAAAUCCCAAGAAGAGACCAACAGCUGACAGAUUACUGCAGCACCCAUUCGUUACCCAACCGCUUAGCCGGACUCUUGCCAUUGAGCUACUGGACAAAGCCAACAACCCUGACCACAGCACACACAGUGAUGCAGAGGAGGAUGACAUUGACCCAGAGUCUCCCGUGUCUGUGCCACAUCGAAUCCGCUCAUCUAGCAGGAGCUCACGAGAUGGAAAGACUCUCUCUGAGAUUAACUUUGAUAAGGUGAAGUUUGACCCACCUCUGAGAAAAGAAACCGAGCCGCAUCAUGAGAUGGAUCUACCAUUAGAGCCCCAAAGCAUUCUGGGAAAUAAUAAGAGUCUAUUAAAAUCUGUUGCUGAGGAGCUCAAUCAAAGGGGUCAUGUGACACAUUUAGAGGAUGAGGAGGAGGAUGAAGGUGAUGAUUUGCACAGUGACUCCACUUCAACCAUGAGGCCUAAAGUACCACCUCCUCUGCCACCCAAGCCAAAGCUUCCGUCUCCCGGUCAGAACAGUACUGUCUCAGAGGACAAUACCGGAGAAGGGACCAUUAAACGUUCCCCAGCUUCUGCAAGCUCCUCCCCUCCUGUUCGGACUGCUUCCUGUGUGCCUCCCAGGCCACCACCUCCUCGCCUGCCUCCACACAGGCGUAGUAGUCUAGGUAACAAACCCUCUGAGCACGAUCAGACAGAGCCAGCAAGGGAUGAUGAGAUUUAUAGGUUCUGGGAAUGGCUUCAUGCUGAACAACAAGAAGAACAAAGUAAUGUAGUUUCUGUCCAGGAGAAUGGAGAGAAAGAAAAACUGGCCUCCCUUCCCUCACCUAAUCUACAGCUUCCAUUCAGUAAUGGUCUCCCACCGACCCCUAAAGUACAUAUGGGAGCUUGUUUCUCUAAAGUGUUUAACGGCUGUCCCCUAAAGAUUCACUGUGCCUGUUCCUGGAUAAACCCAAACACCAGGGAUCAGUAUCUGAUUUUUGGUGCAGAGGAAGGAAUUUAUACCCUCAAUCUAAAUGAAAUCCAUGAGAGCACAAUGGAACAGUUGGUUCCACGGAGGUGCACGUGGGUUUAUGUAAUGAACAACUGGCUGCAUUCAAUAUCAGGUAAAGCAUCUCAGCUGUACUCUUACAACCUGACGGGGCUCUUUGAGCAAGCUCGACAAAUGCAGAAGUUACCUGUUGCCAUACCAACACACAAAUUCCCAGACAAAAUCAUCCCACGGAAGUUUACUGUGUCCAAUAAAAUACCAGAUACGAGGGGUUGUCAGAAAUGCUGUGUGGUGCGAAACCCGUACACCGGUCAUAAGUACUUAUGUGGAGCUUUCCAGUCCAGCGUAGUGCUGUUUGAAUGGGUGGAAGCCAUGCAGCGCUUCAUGCUGAUAAAGAGCAUAGACCUCACCCUGCCGUGCCCAUUAGAAAUCUUUGAGAUGUUGGUGGUUCCUGAGCAGCAUUAUCCACUGGUUUGUGUGGCGGUCAGUAAAGGAAGCCAUCCUGAUCAGGUGGUCACGUUUGGUACUGUUGAUCCCAAUGCUGCCAACUCGGUGUUCACAGAGCCCGAAACACCUCAAACAUGUGUCAUUCAUGUGACUCAGCUGGAGAGAGAUACUGUCCUAGUAUGUCUAGAUCGGUGUAUAAAAUUGGUGAACUUACAGGGCAGGUUAAAAUCCAACAGAAAGCUGUCAACUGAACUCACCUUUAACUUCCAGAUUGAGGCAAUAGUGUGUCUGCAGGACAGUGUUUUAGCCUUCUGGAAGCAUGGAAUGCAGGGAAGAAGUUUUAAAAACAGUGAGAUUACUCAGGAGAUCUCUGAUAACUCGCGAAUCUACAGGCUGCUGGGUGCGGACAGAGUGGUGGUGUUGGAAAGCAAACCGACAGAAGACCCCACAGCUCGAAGUAAUCUGUACAUCCUCGCGGGCCACGAGAACAGCUAUUGAAAACACACUGCCUUAACACACACUACGUAAUGCACGCUACAAAGUACAUGUUUCAGAGACUUCUACACCUCAUUUUCAUUUAUAAAGCUACUGAACAAAACACUACAGGAAAAAAAAUAUAUAUACUCAAAGACCGUUGAAAUGAAGCACUACAGAUACGUUUUAAGACCAGAAGUUUUGCUUUGGUAUGAUACCAGCCCCUGGUACCUCGUAUCGAUACAAAAUCGAUACCUCAGUACAAGCAGAUGUAGGUAGACCGUUUAAUAUGCGUGAUAGAUUGGCGUGAUAAUUUUAAAUAAUUUCCAGUUAAUACAUGAUAUCUUUUGGUAUUGUACCAGUUUAAAGUUUUUAUGUACUGGCAAACUGCGUGAACUUACUAUAGAUGCAUUUCAAUACACAAAAACUGUAACUAAACUGUAACAAACUAAACUCUUCAGAGACACCUUGAUACACAACCAUCAGUUCUGUGUGACUGAGAUAACUUAUGUGAAAACAACAGCUGUCUAAAAGAGGACACAAAUAACAUGACUUUUAUAUCUGGCAUGAUUUGCAGGUGUUUUACCAUCUUGUUAGCUUUGUAGAUUUCAGUAUUGCAGUGACGCAGCCCUGUAAACAGCUCCUUUCUUUUACAUACCAAUACAGUUCACACGGAAUGCGUAAGUCUAAUCAGCUCAGCUGUAUUUUCUUCUGCAUCUCUUUCUCGUCUCUUAUCCUAAAGACGUAGUCACAGCAGUGAAAUUUUGGCAACAAAAAGUUCAUUGUAAACUGUAGCAUUGCAUGAUGUACCACUCACACAGAAGUCACUUUCAAACCAAGCAGCUUUCUGUCGGCCAACGCGGCAAAUUAAUGUGACUAAAUUUAACCCCAUGCGAAAUCUGUCUAUGGAAAUCUGUCACCCUAACGAGAAAUCCUAUUGAAAUUACUGGAUUUUGCUUAUGAAAAUUUGCUAAACAACUGUAAAUGUAACCUCACUUUAAGGCAAUUCAGUAAGUUUUAUGUCUCAUUAGAUCCACAUUUCUUGGCCAUUCAUACAGAAUGCAUUUUUGUGUUUAAAAACGUGAGAGACAGGGCAGUGGAAUGAAAAAAACCCCCCAAGGUCUAGAGACACAUUUUUUAAAAGUUAAACUUCUUUUAACUUAAGAACCACAUUUUAGGAUGGCAUGUCAUUUGCAAGAUACUACGAAAGACAUGAGAGCAAAGGUCAGGGCAGUCUAGCACGUGUAUAUACAAAAACAAUGAAAAAGCAGCACAGAGAAAUACAAAACAUGUUUUCUGUGAAAAAAAAAAAGCCUGCAGUGAAGCUAAAUAUUUUUUGCUCAUUAGUUGCUAAAUACAAGAGUCAUUUUCUUAUAUACACUAGGGGGCGCCAUGUUUUCAUUUCAUUAUUCCACCACUCAUGUUACUCAAACUGAGGUAAAGUCCUGAAGGAUUAUUUGUUACCACAUCCAGUGGAUUAAGCAUUGAAUGAUUAAAUUAAUUAUUAACACCCAAUAAAAGUAUUUUCAUCAAAGUAUAAUCAUUCAUGAAUAAUGCUAAUUCAUAAUGUAGUAAUAUCUUUAAUUCCUCAUUUCCAUUAUUAAUAAAAGUACUGUGGCUGUAUCAUGGUAUAGUGGUGGUAUCAGAUGGCAAUAACAUAUAUAUAUAUAUAUGUCCAAGUGUCAUGUUUUAGUUCAUUACCAAGCACUGUUAUUGAAGGUUUGCGCAAUACGUUUGCUCACGUGUGCUUUUCUCCGCGUGCUGUGUGUGUGUGUUAAUGGGUGAGUGCAUGCUUCAGGCUGUGAUGUCAAUAGUAAGAGUAUAACAAACUAAGAAAUCCUAUUUAACAGACUCACUGAAAACAGAAUAGAGACAACAUAAUGUCUUAUGAAUGCAGUAUGUGUAAAUAUUGAAAUGGGAAGUCAGAAAAAUAGCUCUUUCUAGAAUGUAGCUGUCUGUGAAGAUUUCUCACAUUUUCAUCAGUUUGUAUGGCUCUUAUCUGAAUACUAACUGUUCUUUUUGUGUCAAAAAAGCGAAAUCAAGUUUUGUUUAGCCGAAUGCGCAAAUUUAGCAUGUCGUGUCUACCUCUAACAUGCAUUAAAAAACUUUAAAUAGAUCAUGCGCCAUUAUAACUCCACUGCAAAUAGAAUAAAUCCCUUACAGCAGUUUUAAACCCUGGUCUUGUCACAUGAUCUAUGAUGCGGAUUUUUGUCA